CCCCAAGCAGAAACACAUUCACUUAAGGCAUUUCAUUGGCUACGCUCUACUUCAACUCGCCUAUACCCUCUUCUCUUCACGACAACUAACGAACGAGAUGGCGCUUUCCACUUUCUUCACAGAGCCAUUCUACUCCCUCGCUGACUUUGACCGCCUCUUCGACGAGGCGUUCUCUGCGCGCGCUGGGCACCAGAACAGCGGCCGCCAGCUGCAGCAGCAGGAUGGGUCUUCGCGCUGGCUCCGUCCAAGGAUGGACCUGCAUGAGGACAACCAGCAGAACCUCGUGACGGCGACGUUCGAGCUGCCCGGGCUCAACAAGGAGAACGUGUCGAUCGACGUCCACAACGGGGUCCUGACCGUGUCGGGCGGGUCCACGGUCGAGGACAAGCGCGAUGAGAACGGGUACGCCGUCCGCGAGCGGCGGGUUGGCAAGUUCUCGCGCUCGAUCGCGCUCCCUCAGGGCAUCCAGGAGGAGAACAUCCGGGCAUCGAUGGAGAACGGCGUGUUGACCGUUACGUUCCCGAAGACGACGCCAGAGAUGGCGCCGAAGAAGAUCACGAUCGCGUGAACGCGCUUUGCGGAUCGUGGGGGUUGCAAUUUGCGAACCUGGAGUACUCGGGUCGGCAGCACUUGUCUGCUGUGAUUCGCUUGUAGUAUUGCGGGUUCGAGCGUAAUACAGAUCGGUUUCCUCUGAGAA
This is a messenger RNA of Rhodofomes roseus, 697 nucleotides long. RefSeq names its product HSP20-like chaperone. NCBI's taxonomy places the organism in Eukaryota, Fungi, Basidiomycota, Agaricomycetes, Polyporales, Fomitopsidaceae. Bases 98 to 568 code for a protein of 156 amino acids. Gene Ontology annotation, biological process: protein folding; response to heat; response to salt stress. The transcript is spliced from 3 exons. The record is from RefSeq and is a predicted model, not a curated record.